CUCUCCUUUCACUUGCUGUCCCUUCAUCUGCCAUGCUGAUCCGAAGUGCUGCGUCAAUCUGCCUCAUCUUCCUUCUUGUACGAGGGCUGAACAUCUCCCAGCCUCAGGGUCAAGUGGAAGCAAAGGAGGGAAGCAACAUCACUUUAGUGUGCACGAUGACAAGUGAGACUCCAGUGGGACCGGUGAGAUGGUACAAAGGGGCUGACAGCAAGCACAUACACUUCUAUUCAGAGGUCCCCAAAGGAGGUGAUCACAAUGACCCUCGAGUGACUUGGACGAUGGAGAACCCAACUGUCAACUACAGUAUCACAGUAAGAGACGUCAGAGUCAAUGACACGGGAGAGUAUUACUGUGUGAAAUACACAAAGGCAGAUGAGGAGAAACCGUACACCUCAGGACCGGGGAUCAACAUGACUGUGAAAGUGACAGAUGAAGAAGGAACUGAGAUGACCACCCAAGUCAAUCUGCCUACCAGCACCAAGUUCACCUGUAUGAUCACACAGCUUCACUCAGACAUCAUCAAAACUGAACAGCCAUUGGUGGGCCAGACGCUGAGCUUCACACUUCAUGAGAAAAUGACAAAUACCAACAGAAUGUUCACAACAAACAGCUCUAUAGACUUCACCACAGCAGACCAGAGAAAACGGUUCACCUGUGUGGUCACUCACAUGGAAAAUAUGACUGCGGCCGACAGCAUCCCGCUGUCUUCAGGUCCUGGUGCCCCAUUGUGGGUCAUCUUCAUUUUGGUAAAGUUGGGUCUGUUUGUGAUGAUCAACGCUUUCCUUUUUUGCGCCGUGAACAAAGAAAAUUGGAGGGGAAAUGGACAGGGAGAAGGUAAUUGGGCAAGAAUCAAGACUGGUAGACGGCAAGUAUGGACGACGGCCUCUUCUGCUCAUCAUGAAAACUGAUGCCUGUCUGUCAGCGUGAACACGAAGUCAAGCUGUUUCUGUUCCACGAUUUACAAGUAAACUCAGACGUUAAAGUUUCUCUUGUUUUCUGUAUCUCUUCAAAGCCAAAUUUACAUUGGCUCAUUUCUUCUUUUGACACCUUUGUGUAUUCAAGUCACAGACCUGAAAUUUGGGACUCUGCGUGUCAUCUUUGUUUUUGUCAGGUUUUUUUAAAUAUUACUUACAACGCUGGACUGCUACAAAUAUUAUUUGGGAAAUUGUGUUGUUGGUCAAUUCAUUGUUUUCUGUUCUUUGUGAAUAUUAUUUUGCUGGUCAGUUUUAUAUUAUCUGUUUAUGGUGAUUGUGCACUUUUAUUGUACAUUAAAUUAU
Polypterus senegalus (gray bichir) is the source of this 1277-nucleotide messenger RNA. Its product is annotated as tyrosine-protein phosphatase non-receptor type substrate 1-like. NCBI's taxonomy places the organism in Eukaryota, Metazoa, Chordata, Cladistia, Polypteriformes, Polypteridae. The record is from RefSeq and is a predicted model, not a curated record. Gene Ontology annotation, cellular component: plasma membrane. The transcript has 5 exons. Bases 33 to 908 code for a protein of 291 amino acids.